This is a messenger RNA of Mucor velutinosus, 804 nucleotides long. RefSeq lists its product as uncharacterized. Gene Ontology annotation, biological process: iron-sulfur cluster assembly. The record is from RefSeq and is a predicted model, not a curated record. Gene Ontology annotation, cellular component: mitochondrion. The transcript has 2 exons. The coding region runs from base 1 to 804 and encodes 267 amino acids. Lineage: Eukaryota; Fungi; Mucoromycota; Mucoromycetes; Mucorales; Mucoraceae. Gene Ontology annotation, molecular function: 4 iron, 4 sulfur cluster binding; iron ion binding.
AUGACCUCACGUAUAAUUUUAUCUCAACUCAAGAGAGUGGGCACUAUGCGGGCUAGCACUGUUUCUCAAGCAAUGAACUAUGCACCCAAGAGAACAUUGCUUACUAAAAAUUUGAUUUGGGCAAACCGUACGAAGGCACAGCAAGCAACUUCUUUAUUAGGACGUCAACAAGUUCGUACCAUGUUCAUCCAGACAGAACAAACUCCCAAUGACGAUUCACUCAAGUUCAUUCCUGGUGUACCAGUAUUGGGCAGCGGUUCAGCCGAGUAUUUGGAUGUUCGUUCCUCCAUGAAAUCACCCCUUGCAAAGCAACUAUUUCACAUUGACGGUAUCGCUGGUGUGUUUUUUGGACCUGACUUCAUUACAAUCUCAAAGGAAGAAAGCGCUGAGUGGCAAUUGAUGAAACCUGACAUCUAUGCAGCCAUCAUGGAUCAUUUUGCCUCUGGUCAACCCAUUGUAUACGAUGCUGAUGACUUAGCUGCCAAUGACACUGCCAUUCACCCUGACGAUUCAGAAGAAGUUCAAAUGAUUAAAGAACUACUCGAUACACGUAUCCGUCCUUCUAUCCAAGAAGAUGGUGGUGAUAUUGAAUACUGUGGAUUUGAAAAUGGUAUCGUUCAGCUCAAAUUGAAGGGUAGUUGCAGAGGUUGUGAUAGCUCAACCAUCACACUUAAAAAUGGUAUUGAGAACAUGUUGAUGCACUAUAUCCCAGAAGUGCAAGGUGUCGAGCAAGUCAUUGAUGAAAAUGAAGAAAUCUCUCUUCAAGAAUUUGACAAACUCGAAAAGAAAUUGGGCGAAAAAUAA